Molecule: messenger RNA, 4202 nt
Organism: Diceros bicornis minor
Lineage: Eukaryota; Metazoa; Chordata; Mammalia; Perissodactyla; Rhinocerotidae
Product: endogenous retrovirus group FC1 Env polyprotein-like
Exons: 3
Coding region: 2337-3647 (436 amino acids)
Source: RefSeq, a predicted model, not a curated record
UCCCUCCUUCAGCCCAGGACCACUCCUUAUAAAGCAGGCAGCCCACAGGGCCGUUCUUCAGGGCCGCAGCAUCGACAGGACCUACUGUGGGCCGGCCACUGCGCGGGUGGCCCUCGCGGCUCUUCCCUUGGCUGCUUCUCACCACUUGAAGCAGCCGUGGCCCAGCCUGCUUUGAAGGGCGGGGCCUGCCAACGGGGAGCUGGCUUUCACGGUUCCUCACCCAGAUGUGUGCUCAGCAGAUGUCUUGGACCCUGGUGUGGCCCCAGGACCUUGGGAAUCAGAGUCUCUGGCGGGGGUGGGGGAACAUGUUUAAAAUGCUCAUCCCCAGGCCCCAACCCAAACCUGAGGAAUCAGCAUUGCUGGGAGUGCUUGUCCCUUUUAUUUAAAAUCAUAAAAUGUACACAUGGGUAUGACACAGAAGUGUAGUGUAAAGAAUAAUGAAAAGCGAGCACCCUUGUAACCACCCUGGUUAAGAAACAGAACAUUGCAGUCCUUAGAAGUUCCCUGCAGAUUCAUCUCAAAUUGUGUCCCCUCCCUCCUCCACCCAGAGGUAGCCACCAUCCUGACUUUUUGGAUGAUUAGUCUCUUGGUUUUCUUUGUGGUGUUACCAGCUUGACUAUAUCACUACACAAUAAAGGUGAUUUUCUCCUGUUCUUGAAUUUCAUAUAAAUGGAAUCUUCUAGGGUGUGCUCUUCUCUGUCCAGCUUUUUUCACUUCAUACCAAGUUUUUGAGAUCCAUCCAUUGUGUUGUGUGUCACAGCAGUACAUUCUUUUUUUACUGCUGUGUAGUAUUCUAUUGCACAAAUGUGCCACAAUUUUUAUUCAUCUCUUCGUCCUGUUGAUGGACUUCCAGGUUGUUUCUAGUUUUUGACUCUUAUGGAAAAUGCUGCUGUGAAUAUUCUUGGACGUGUCUUCUGGGAGCCAGGUGCACACAUUUCUGUGGCGUAUGUAUCUUCAAGUGGACUUGCUGGGCUGUAAGUUUUCCCAGGAAUGUGGUGACCUCCAGAAAGGAGCCCUAUGCUGGCAUCCAUCACCAGUGACAAGAGGAAGGGAUGAUCCGGCGCCUCAAGGACGGCAACACCAGAUGGUCAGAUUCCUAGACCCGCCUCUUUCAGCCCGUUGCUCCAUAUAACUGCUUCACAAUUUUAGUAGUUUUAAGAUGGUUCUUUAGGACACUAGUCCGCCAUCUUCCCCCUUGCUGGCAAGCUGUAAUAAAAGAUCCCUUCCCUCCUACCACCUUGCCUCUAGACUGUUGGCUUGUCUCCAUGGCGAGUAGAGGACCCCUAUUUGGCAGUGACAAGUUUGGUGACCCAGAUGGGACUACAACUCCUGCUCGUGGCUAGUCAGCCUUGGACGGGCAAUCUGACAGCUAAGUCCCUAGCAGCUGCCGAGGCUUUUUGUCUCGGGGACUUGCUUUUCCUGCUUUCCUGUACCAACACCGGCUGCCUCCUUACGCUGACUGUGGUCAAGAGAGAAACGCCUACCUCUGAGGAGUCCACAGGGCUCCAUCAGGAAUUCGUUUGCCUCUAACAGGUCAGCUUACCCGUCUGAUGUGCCCCUCCAUCCUUUCCGUCCCGGUGACCACGUACUGCUGAUGACCUGGAGGGAACAAGGACCUGAGAAUCAACUGGCUGCUAGAUGGACGGGCCCCUUUGACAUACUGCUGACCACACACUCACCUGUCAAGCUCGCUGGAAUAAAGCCAUGGGUACAUCACUCUCGGAUAAAGGCGGCUCCACCCUUAUAGGAAAGUACACCUUGUAACCAAAGGGAUACUUGGCAAGUGGAGCCCCUUAAGGAGUUAAAAUAUGUAUUCAAGAAAAAACCUUAGCUUUUUACAUUUGCUUUCUCUCCUUGCUAUCCGUGUAGCCUGGAAAAACAAUGCUUUGUUCCGUAUCGCUCAGGCUAUUGCAUCCUCUACCAAUGCCACUAACUGCUGGAUUUGUCAUGCCAAGCCCUCUUCUGUCUUUGAAAAUGGGGAUCCAUUGGUCCACCCCAUAGAUAAUUAUUCCCAGGUUCCUCCAGGCUGGACCCAAGAGGGCUAUAACCAAAAGGGUGAUAUACCGGGUUAGAAUAGCCCAAUUCUCCACUGGAAGGCAGGGGGCUCUUCCCUGCCUCCCUAUACCCUUAAAAAAAAAAACAACACAAGUAUGUUAUGCCCUCUCCAGAAAACAAUACAUUGCCCAUAUGUACAACUUCCCCGAUUGAAAUCCCUGCAUAUGGAUUUGGUCCACAAGAAUUAAAAAAAUUCCUUGCUGUUAUUUUCAAAUAAAAGCGCUCACCCAUGAACUCGGGUAUCAGACACUAAGGCUCCCCAGAUAAUUCAACAAAAGAGGAUGCUCCCCGUGAUACGUGGCAACAAUGUUACUCUAUAUUGUGCCUUAACCUCUACUUCCCCGGUGGGCCCUGUUAACUCGUUUAGAGACACUGAAAUGGGCCGUGAGCUAUUUUUCCAUUUUAAUGGGCGCCCUUUCCCUCAGGUCAUAAAUGUCGCAGACACCACUAAAAAAAAUAAUUUGGACUUUUCAAUCUGUAUUGACAAUGUCACCUCCCUGGAUGCUGGGUUUUAUUUCUGUAUAAAGUUUCAGAAGGGCAACCCAGACAUCAUGAUUAAAUCUGGCAUAGGUGCCCAGCUUGUAGAUACGAAACUUUCCUCUUCUAUAGUCCAAAUCACCCCUGGAGAACCUACAGACUCAAAUUUUCCGGGCCACAACUGGGUGGAAAAGACGACACUGGCUAUCAACAUAGAUACUGACCACAUGUAUUGUCCCCCUGAAGGAUAUAUAUCCAUUUAUAGUCAUAAUGGAAUACCUUGGGCACACAACUGCCUGCGGCGUCCUAUAGACUCAGGGCAAUGUUUAUUGGGCACCUUAAUAAUACUCUUCAAUUUAUAUUCCAACGAAGAAACAAAACAUUGGAUAACUCCCCUAAAACUGCUCCCUAGAGUCAGCCAAGAUUUGCCUGGUGGAAUUCCCGAUGGGGAUGCUCAUUUCUUUGGGUACAGCCUGUUACCUUGGUGGGGAGUUGCAGCCCACCAACAUGUCCUUCAAAACUUAUCUCGUACUCUUGAAAUGAUAGCUAGUGAAACUGCUAACUCGCUUACUAAUUUACAGACCUCUCUUGCCUCUUUAGGCCAAGUAGUCUUGGAUAACAGAAUAGCUCUGGAUUACACCUUUGCAGAACAAGGAGGUGUAUGUCUGGCGGCUAACACCACCUGCUGCACUUAUAUCAAUACAUCCUCCCAAGUAGAAACCAGUAUUAAUAAAAUAAGAGAACAAGUCGCUUCGAUGCAGACGACAUUAAAUCAGCAAACCCCUCUCCUGUCAGGUGACUGGUUUUCUAACUUUUUUUCCUGGGUACCGGCAGGAAUUCAGUCCAUUCUUGUGGGAAUCAUAAAAGGCGGCCUAACAUUAACAUUAACAGGUUUACUAAUAUACAUGGCCGUUAAAAGUGAAAUAAAAUGUAUAUCCACCUUAACCACCAAGGCUUCCAAAUCAAUAGCACGGCAGGUCCCCCUCCAGCACCCUCCGGCUCGUUUUAAAAAGAGAGUAAAUCUCUUCCAUGCCAUGGUCCCCUCACACCGCGCCACUUCAGCAGGAAGUAGCCAGACUGGACACGAUGGCCCUGUUCCCUAUGCCAGCAUAUGAUUAUGCCGGGGGUGCAUUUGACAGGGGGGAAUUGUUAGUUCUGCUUCAGUAGCUAUGAUAGAUAUGUAGUCACAGGUUAGCAUAAGGGAAGCCAUCUUGUAGAAGGGAAUCAUGUUGGAGCUAUAAAUAACCCUGAUCCACAAGGCACCCCUUUGUUGAGUCUGCAAUGCUUUAGUUUACACGUAGCCUGGAUACGUCCACACCUGCUUGUGAGCAACAUGCAUGCUCUGCUACUUUCCCAGCCUCAGCUUACACAUAAACCUCCUUACUGUGAUAAGACAGUAACUUUUUGUUCAAGUUUUCCCAGGAAUGUAAUGACCUUCAGAAAGGAGCCCCUAUGCUGGUAUCCGUUGCCGGGGACAAGAAAAAGGGAUGAUCCGGCGUCUCAAGGACUACAACCACAACAACAUUCCGAAAUCCCCCCUUUCAGCCCAUUUGCCCUAUAUAACUGUUUCAAAAGUUUGUAGUUUUAUGAUGGUUCUUUACGGACACUAGUCCGCCAUCUUCCCCCUUGCUAGCAAGCUGUAAUAAUAAUAAAAGACCCCUUCUCUCCUA